GACGUCGCGGAGUGACGUCGCGGAGUGACGUCACGGAGUGAUCCUUUUUGAUGCCAUGGAGAUGUUCUGAUUCUGAUUCUAUACCAAAACAUGUUCUCUCUCUCUCUCUCACACACACACACACACACUACUGCGUGUUUAUAAGUUUGCAUAAAUGAAAGAAGAUAAAAGGACGAUCAGUAAUUUAUCAUUUUAAUUGAUCAGAGAUGGAGGCUCUGGAGAAGGAAAGAGAUGAAAUGAAGGGAACAUUUCAGGUUGAUAAAGACAGUUUGGUGCUCCAGCUUGAGGAAGAGAGAAGAAACAUGGAGAAGGAGAAAGAGAGAUUCGAGCUCCAGCUGAGAGACAGUGACGCCAGAGAAGCUCAGAUGAGAGAAGAGAUGGAGGCUCUGGAGAAGGAAAUGGAUGAAAUGAGGAGAACAUUUCAGGCUGAUAAAGACAGUUUGGUGCUCCAGCUUGAGGAAGAGAGAAGAAACAUGGAGAAGGAGAAAGAGCGAUGGGACAAAAUGGAGAGCAGGCAGCAGAUAGUUAAAGGUGGCUGGAAAAAACAUUGUGAUGUAUUGGUGCAAAUGAUUGUUGAAAAGGAAGAAAUGCUGGAGGAGAUAACAGUAGAGGUGGAAGCCCUGAAAGGAACCGUGAGAGAACUUAAGCAAAAAGCAAGGGAUAUGGAUCCUGAGAUGAUGGAGGAGCUCAAGGAAGUCGAUAAAAGGCUGAGGAACUUUGGUCCAAAGUGGUUCCAGAAGCUCAGGAAGAAGAAGAACAUGAAGAAAAGACAGUACCUGGAGAAAGAGAUAGAGAGACUUGAGCUCCAGCUGAGAGACAGCAAAGCCAGAGAAGCUCGGUCCACAGAAGUGAUUAAUAUUAUGAUGAAGGAAAGGCUUAAGAUGAAGAGACAGUUAGCGAUUCAUGGCUUGUUGACAGACAUAUUUCAGAGAAGGUCUAAAAGGGAAAAUGACGAACAGCAAGAGAGAUUGGAUCUCGAGCUGAGAGAGAGCAUGGCCAGAGAAGAUAGCACAACGGACAUGAUUAAUGCUCUGGUGAAGGAAAGGGUUGAAAUGAUGAAAAGGUUUCAGGAAGAAAAGGAGAGCAUGGCACUCAAGCUUAAGACCGAGAGGGAGAACAUGGAGAAGGAGAAAAAUCAAGAGAGAUUCAAGCUCCUGAAGAGAGAGAGAGAGGCCAUGGAAGAGUUCAUGGUGGAAAAAAUGAAUGAACUGAGGACACAGUUUCAGGCUGAAAAGGAAAGGAUGGAGAAGAAGAUUCUGGAGAAGGACAAAAUGCUGGAGAUAACAGAAGAGAUGGAGGACUCUGCAGAAAUGAAGAAGAAAGCAGGAAUGAAGGAGGGACUCAAUAAAGUUGAUAAGAAGCUGAAACACUCUCCCCUACAGUGUUUCCAGAAACUCUGGAAGAAGAAGAACAUCAAGGGGAGACAGCAGAUGGAGAAAGAGCAAAAGAGACUCGAGCUCCAGUGGAGAGAGAGCGAGACCAGAGAAGUUCAGAUGAGAGAAGAGGCUCUGGUGGAGGAAAGAUUUCAGCCUCAAAAGGAGAAGAUGGUGCUGGAGUUUGAGAAGGAGAGGGAGAACAUGGAGAAGGACCUGCAUCAGGUUCUGGUGACAGUGGUAAUCUGAAAAAACGAGGAAGGUGAGGAGAGAAAAAUCUGUGAAACGCCAAAAGAUUUACACUUUGGGUCGAGUUCAGAGUCGCUUCAGUUCAGAAGAUACGCGAGUAGAUGCAGUAGAUUUAGACUCGUGCUGUUCAGGUGUUUAACUGGAUUUUCUGAGCAGAACAUUUAUUGAAGCAACCCGUGUAUAGCUCACAGCUCUGUGGUGUUUAAAUGACUCCAUUAACAGAGAGCGUGAGGACGGCUGACCUGAGCACACAGCAGCAUCAGCAAGUACGGCCAUUAAGAGAGAGAGAGUGGAAUGAUGUGGACUUGCGUACACACACGAAGGUACUCACGGGCUGCGAGUGGUGAUACGCAGGAAUGACCUGCAAAAGCUGGUAAGGCAACUUUAAUGAAAGUCUGUGCAACAAAUCCAAAGACGUGAGGCAGAGGCAAAAAAGAAGAAACAGAUACAAGUCAGACGAUCCACAUACAGGAUAUCAGAAAGAGACAAAAUACGUAAUCAGUAAACAAAGUCAAAGUCUGAACCAGUAUAAACCAGGCGGCAAAAUACAAUGUCUGGGGAAUGUCAGAGACACCAAGGAAUUGAGUGUUUACUUCACAAAGAGCUGGCGGUACAACGCCUCUAUAUAAAGGGGUGUGUGUGUGUAAUUGGGAUCAGGUUGCCUGAUCAGAAGUCCGAUGAUUGCGAAUGAGGUAGUGUACCUUGGCUUGGGCACAGGCAGUACAGGAAGAUACGCCUCGGUGCAUGUCGGAAAACAUGUCCAGCCACCAUCUGUUUUUUUUGUUGUCAUUUAAAUUGUAUCUACACAUCGCCUGUCAUUUUUUGUUUGUCGUUUAAAACGUAUCUCCAUGUCAUCUGUUGGUCUACACUUCGAUCAUGAGUGAAUUUAAUAUGAUUGCUCACUCUCAACCAAUCCCCUUUCUUCUGGAAACCUCAAUCAUAUUUAAAGUUAUUAUAGAAAUUACUGUAUUUUUCUUUCAUAACUAAAUAAAAAAAACUUUCAAAAAUAAAAUAAAUAAAUAAAAUAAAUAAAUGGUGAGGGUGCACAGUGGCUUAGUGGUGAGCACGUUCGCCUCACACCUCCAGGGUCCGCCGGGGCCAUGUGUCCCCAUGUGCUGCAGGGGUUCCUCCGGGUACUCCGGUUUCCUCCCCCAGUCCAAACACAUGCAGGUAGGCUGAUUGGCGUGUCUAAAGUGUCCAUAGUGUAUGAAUAGGUGUGUGAGUGUGUGUCUGUGUGAUUGUGCCCUGUGAUGGACUGGCACCAUGUCCAGGGUGUACCCCGCCUUGUGCCCCUUGCUCCUUGGGAUUGGCUCCAAGUUCCCCGCAACCCUGAAGAAGGAGUAAGUGGUAGAAGAUGGAUGGAUGGACUGUCUCAUUACACUGUCUCAUUCACGCAUUCACACACACUCACACACACCAAUGGUAGCAGAGCUGCAUACAAGGCGCUAACUUCUGUGGCGACAGGCCGGAAGCCGGCGCACAGGAAAUAAAGAAGAGACAGCUCCGCUUCAGCGCCACCAAAUGUUUUGGACGGCCAGAGAGCACGUGGCUUCUGGGCGGGGCCGCCGACACACCCACGGCUCGUGAAUGGUGCUCCGUGCGGAGGAAUUCCACCAUCCAGCAAGCGGGGAGGGUAUAAAAGGGCGAUACUCCACUCGCACCGGAAGAGGAGUAUCUCGAAAAGAGAAGUAUCUCUGGUGUGUUUUGGGUAGUUUCGCUGAUGCACGUCUGCUACCCGCUGCUGUGUGUUUUUUUUUUUCUUCUGAAUUCAGGCGACUCCGACGUGAGUGACGGCUCCGUCCCGCCCCCUCGGCUGUAAUCGCCGACGGCUGAGACUCUCACCGCCCGAUCGCCCUUCAACCCACACACUCACGCGCACACCGAGUGACUUUAAUAAAAUCACCUAUAACCCGGAAACAGCCUCCUGUGUGUCUGCUCCGCCCACCGCUGGAUAAAAUCACUACACUUGCCAUCGGGAGCAAUUUGGGGGUCAGUGUCUCGCCCAAGCACACUUCGGCAUGUGGAGUCACGUGAGCCGGGAAUCGAACCGCCAACCCUACGAUUAGUGGACGACCCGCUCUACCACCUGAUCCACAGCCAUGACCAUAUGAUCUGUUAACAGACAUGAGGACAUAUAACAGUAUACACAGUCAGUACAAGUAGCAACAGUUUAAUUAGUGCUUAUUUAACAUUACAGUAGCUUCCCUCCUGAUAAUGUUAUGGAUCAGAAGAUACACGAACAUUAUUUCUGUGUUUAAAUAAAAAAAAAC
This is a messenger RNA of Ictalurus punctatus (channel catfish), 3892 nucleotides long. Its product is annotated as trichohyalin-like. Bases 207 to 1622 code for a protein of 471 amino acids. The transcript is spliced from 2 exons. The record is from RefSeq and is a predicted model, not a curated record. Lineage: Eukaryota; Metazoa; Chordata; Actinopteri; Siluriformes; Ictaluridae.